UUGAAGCGUCUGGUUGAACGGUUGUACUUGUCGAUCAAUAGUCAAAAAAUAUUACAGCCUUUACAAAUAAAAGUGAAACAAGAAGUGUACGAGUUGUAUUAUUAUUGUCCCCGGCCACAAAUUGUGUUGUGCCAUAUUCGUGUGCUCCAUUGUCUCAGGAAAACAAACUAAGGCAAUUGCAACUGCAAUAUUACAGCAGCAGCACCAAUAGCACAGCAGCAACAUCAACUGUGCAACGCGAAGCUUUUACCCGCCCGCUAUUUUGGCGGCCUCUUGAGCAACCGCCUCAUAUACGACUUAACUGCUUUAUAGGCCAUGCAAAUUUAAAGCAAUCUCCCGCUUUGGUGUGGUUUGAUUUUCCAAUUUCGACUGGGAAAAGUCAACUUACAAAAGGAAAAUAGAAAACUAAACGAGUGCAACGGCAGCAGCAACUGCGAAUUGUCUGCGGUGGUUGUCGUUAAUAAAAACGGAUUGAUUGUAAUUGUUGCUUUAAGCGAAAUCUUACUUAUCGUUAAAUUGCUAUACCGCACGCGGUUUUUUUUGCCUUGACUAUUUGGUUUCAAGUGCAUGAAAGUAAAUGCGAGUGUUUAACUAACAAGCGAACAAACAUAGCAAAAGGUUAAAACACAACUCGUAAAUCAAACUAUAGUAGUGGGAGUCAAGCAAAAGGAACCGCUUCCUGCCGAAAAAAAAUAAAACAAAAAUAGUAUUUACCAGCAGCAGACACAGCAGCAACAUGUUGCCGAGGAUAAGUUUUGUGUUCAUCAUCAUUUGUGGAUAUUUAUUAUUUACUGACUGCCACGAAACGGUUCGCUCCAAGCGAGCCAAACGCCCCCGUGCUCCGGAACCGGUAAACUUUGAGCCAGAGCCGCAGCAGGAUCUGGAGAAUGAUGAGAGCGGCAGUCAGGAGAAGGACCUGCCGGAGAUACCGGACAAUUUCCUCAGCCCCUCGGUGCGGGAGUAUCUCGAGCUGGGUAAAUCUAUUCCCGGUCGUCCCGGCGUUGACUAUCCAAUUCUGUCGGCGGUGCCCUACACCAACUUCUACUGCGACGAGCAGGAGUAUCCCGGAUUCUUUGCCGACAUGGAGACCAGGUGCCAGGGUUGGCACUACUGCGACAUCGAUGGACGCCAGGCCACGUUCCUCUGUCCAAAUGGCACCCAGUUCUCACAGGCGGUAUUCGUCUGCGACUGGUGGUUCAAUGUGCGCUGCGAUCUCUCACCCCGGCUGUACGCCAUUAACGCCCGACUCUACCAGCGCCCCAAGGUGAAUCCCACCAGGCCACAUCGCAUUAUCACCAAACAACUGGUCGACGACAUCUUCACCUGAACCCCGAGUGAUCCUCCAUUCAAUCUAGCUUAAGUUUGCCGAUGCCUAUUAGUUUUUAGAUUAGUUCUGAUAUAAGUUGCUCUCAUUAAAUAUUUGUAAAUGAAAAGCAGCAUGAAAUAUUAAUAGAAAUUGUAAAAGCUAGUUAAUUUUAAAAUCUAUGGUUCUUUUUUUUAAAUGUAAUAUAUUUUAACCUUUGUUUCAAUGCAAAGCCCUUGUACAAACUCUCCUUUAAUCUAUUUUCAAUAGUUUCCCAAGAUAGACUUCUGUAAUAAACGAUAUAUGAUUUGAA
This is a messenger RNA of Drosophila elegans, 1616 nucleotides long. RefSeq lists its product as uncharacterized. Gene Ontology annotation, molecular function: chitin binding. The transcript has 4 exons. NCBI's taxonomy places the organism in Eukaryota, Metazoa, Arthropoda, Insecta, Diptera, Drosophilidae. The record is from RefSeq and is a predicted model, not a curated record. Gene Ontology annotation, cellular component: extracellular region. Bases 737 to 1327 code for a protein of 196 amino acids.